Messenger RNA from Chrysochloris asiatica (Cape golden mole), 1134 nucleotides. It is a transcript of the gene MNX1, whose product is annotated as motor neuron and pancreas homeobox 1. The record is from RefSeq and is a predicted model, not a curated record. Gene Ontology annotation, molecular function: DNA-binding transcription factor activity, RNA polymerase II-specific; sequence-specific double-stranded DNA binding. Gene Ontology annotation, biological process: endocrine pancreas development; central nervous system development; spinal cord motor neuron cell fate specification. Lineage: Eukaryota; Metazoa; Chordata; Mammalia; Afrosoricida; Chrysochloridae. Gene Ontology annotation, cellular component: nucleus. Bases 1 to 1134 code for a protein of 377 amino acids. The transcript is spliced from 4 exons.
AUGGAAAAAUCUAAAAAUUUCCGCAUCGACGCUCUGCUGGCGGUCGACCCCCCGAAAGCGGCCUCAGCGCAGACCUCUCCACUAGCUCUGGUGACAUCGCUCGCAGCUGCCACAGCUGGGCACGGCGGCGGCGGCGGCAGCAGCAGCGGGGCGAGUAGUAUUGGUAGCGGCGGCAGCAGCGCCAGCAGUAGCUGUAGCCCAGCGUCCUCGGAGCCGCACGCGGCCACCGCUGACUGCCUGCGCUCCGAGAGCCCAUCGCCUCCGCGCCUGCUGGCGGCGCACUGUGGGCUGUUACCGAAGGCUGCCGCUGCAGCCGCCGCCGCCGCAGGGGGCAUGGCCCUGGGGCUGCACCCGGCAGCAGCGCAGGGAGGCGCGGGCCUCCCGGCCCAAGCGGCUCUCUACGGCCACCCGGUCUAUGGCUACUCAGCGGCAGCGGCCGCUGCGCUGGCAGGUCAGCACCCGGCGCUCUCCUACUCGUACUCACAGGUGCAGGGUGCACACCCCACGCAUCCCGCCGACCCCAUCAAGCUCAGCGCGGGUACCUUCCAACUGGACCAGUGGUUGCGCGCCUCCACCGCGGGCAUGAUCCUGCCCAAGAUGCCCGACUUUAACUCCCAGGCGCAGUCAAACUUGCUCGGAAAGUGCCGACGGCCACGCACAGCCUUUACCAGCCAGCAGCUGCUGGAGCUGGAGCACCAGUUCAAACUCAACAAAUACCUGUCACGUCCCAAGCGAUUUGAGGUCGCCACUUCGCUCAUGCUCACUGAGACCCAGGUGAAAAUCUGGUUCCAGAACCGGCGGAUGAAAUGGAAACGGAGCAAAAAGGCCAAAGAGCAGGCUGCGCAGGAGGCAGAGAAGCAGAAGGGUGGGAGUGCAGGAAAGGGAGGCAGCGGUGCGGAAGAGAAGGAGGACGCAGAGCUGUUGGGGCCUCCAGCCUCUGGGGAAAAAGGCAGCGGACGCCGCCUGCGGGACUUAAGGGACAGUGACCCUGAGGAUGAGGAAGAUGAAGAUGAGGACCAUUUCCCCUACAGCAAUGGCACCAACACAAAUGCCCCCUCCUCCGAUUGCUCCUCUGAGGAUGACUCACCACACACGCGGCCAGGUGGCCCUGGGUACCAGCCCCCACCACAAUAG